AUGGUCACACUUUUAGGGGCUUAUGAGAAGAAUAAUGCUAGUAUGUUUCAGAUUCUUAAGUCAAGGGAUAGCUUAAAGAAAAUAGGUGGUUCUGUUGUAGGCCAUAAGUAUAUACGCAGAGAUAGAAGGCAGGGUCAUGACAGAUUGUUUGCAGAUUAUUUUGCUGUAAAUCCAGUGUAUUCACCUACAAUAUUUCGAAGACGUUUUCGAAUGCGUCGUCCUUUGUAUCUGCGAAUUUUGAAUGCAAUCCAAGCACGCAAUUCAUAUUUUGUUCAAAAACAAGAUGCAGCUCAUGUAGUUGGAUUAUCUCCCCUACAAAAAAUGACUUCAGCGAUGAGAAUAUUGUCAUAUGGUGUCGCAGCAGAUGCAGUUGAUAAUUACAUACGGGUUUCCGGGUAUGUUGAGAAGUUUAGAUUGCAUGCAUUGGGAGUGGACAAAUUGUCUAAAGGCAUGGCAAGGUCAAUACGUAGGCCAUCAAAAAAGUCAACCAUUAUUCUUGAAGCAGUAGCAUCUUAUGACUUACGGAUUUGGCAUGCAUUUUUUGGAAUGCCUGGCUUACACAAUGACUUGAAUGUGUUGGACCGAUCGCCUUUGUUUUCUGAUCUUGCGCAAGGUAAAGCUCCCCCUGUCCAUUACACUAUUAAUGGACAUAGUUACGAUAUGUGUUAUUACCUUGUUGAUGGUAUAUACCCUCAAUGGGCAACGCUGGUUCAAACAAUUUCUUCUCCCCAAGGAGCAAAGAGACAACAUUUUGCAAUGAUGCAAGAGUCUGUCAGGAAAGAUGUAGAGCGGGCAUUCGGAGUCCUUCAAUCUCGAUUCGCAAUAAUAGGUGGUGCUGUACAUUUUCGAGAUCCGAAAAUGCUUGUCAACAUAAUGAAGAGUUGCAUUAUAUUACAUAAUAUGAUUGUCGAAGAUGAGAGGGAGGAGCACCUUGAUUUCGAUUAUGAAAUUUCAUCAACCAACACACCAGUGCAACUUUCCUCUACUCCUACCAAUGACUUCCAAUCAUUUUUGUCUCGUCAUUUAGGUAUUAGAGAUAAGGAUGCAUAUCAUGCCCUCCGUAAUGAUUUAGUAGAACAUAUGUGGCAUCUUCAUGGUGAAAACUAA
Messenger RNA from Camellia sinensis, 1107 nucleotides. Lineage: Eukaryota; Viridiplantae; Streptophyta; Magnoliopsida; Ericales; Theaceae. The record is from RefSeq and is a predicted model, not a curated record.